Molecule: messenger RNA, 1758 nt
Organism: Meyerozyma guilliermondii ATCC 6260
Lineage: Eukaryota; Fungi; Ascomycota; Pichiomycetes; Serinales; Debaryomycetaceae
Gene: UBP1
Product: ubiquitin-specific protease
Exons: 1
Coding region: 1-1758 (585 amino acids)
Biological process (GO): protein deubiquitination
Cellular component (GO): nucleus; cytosol
Molecular function (GO): cysteine-type endopeptidase activity; cysteine-type deubiquitinase activity
Source: RefSeq, a predicted model, not a curated record
AUGACCUCUUACGGCUUUAUGACCCGGUCCAAUCUUUCGGGCGCUUCAGGAAGAACCACAAAAGAAACCCGGUUUGCUCUCAAAAAUGGCGGUGAAAUCGGCGGAAUAUCCAAUGAUGGAAACACCUGUUUUAUGAACUCGGUAAUACAGUCUUUGGCUUCUUCCAAGGAACUACUCCGGUUCAUCGACUCCUACUUGUACCCAGACAUCGAGGUUGAAAACCUGCAACCGGUCAAAUCGGUGGUUCCUCGUUCGGAUUUGGUGUUCACAGCGGCUCUUCGCAAACUCAUAGAAAACGUAAAUGGCUGCUAUGGUACUCGAGGUAAGGAAUUCAGCGCCAAGCCGCUUCUCAACAAGAUGCCUAAUGGUCCCAAACAGAACUUUUUCACAGGAUACAACCAGGAAGAUGCUCAGGAAUUUUAUCAGUUGGUGAUGAAUUUGGUGGAAUCUGAAUACAAAAAAGCCAGUAAUAUUCCCAAGCAAAUUGACGAGAAGGGAUCCAAAUUCAUAGACAUCUCCUCGGUGGCCAACUAUGUGACUGGCUGCGACCAACUAGGAAAGACUCUUCCAGUAUACGUUCCGGCGACUCAUGUGGAUCCAAAUAUCGAAGAUGCAGAACACAAAGCAUUCAAAAUGAACUUGAUUACUCCAGUCGAUGGAGUAUCUGCUGAGCGUAUUGGGUGUUUGGUGUGUGGAGAGGUUGGAGGUAUCAGGUACUCGGUAAUGAGUGGUAUUAGUUUGAACUUGCCUCGCAAAGAAUCGUACUACUCGAGCGUUUCGUUGCAAGAAUUAUUGGACGAGUGGAUUAAUCCUGAGAUCAUAGAAGAUGUCAACUGUAAUCGAUGCGGAUUGGAGCAGACAAAACAGUUUUUACAAGAGAAAAUCACCGAAGGUACCAACGAAAAAGUUGCUCAGCUGUUUAAAUCCCGUCUUGCUGAAAUUGAAGCAGAACUCAAACAGCCCCAUAUCACCGACGAAGUAUUUGAGAAGUUGAGCAUCAAGCAGAUGAUCCGCAAAACCAAAAAAUCCAAGCAGAUAUACAUGAGUCGUCCCCCAGCACUUCUUUCGCUCCAUAUCAACCGGUCGGUUUUCGAUCCCAGAACCUAUAUGGUGGUGAAAAAUUCCAGCAAUGUUGAAUUUCCGGCAGUGUUAGAUUUGUCGCCGUAUGUGGUGGAGCCUCAAGAUGUUGAUCUUGAUGCCAGAAUGCCGUUCAGGCGUGGAGAUGCUCCGCUUGAAGAGCCAAAAGGAGACGAAGACGAAGACGGCCAGGCCAAUGGAAACACACACAUCCCCAAGAAUCCCGAGCUUCAGUACCAGCUCAAAGCCGUCAUUGCACAUUACGGAACCCAUAACUACGGCCACUACAUCUGCUACAGAAAACACAGAGGUACGUGGUGGAGAAUCAGCGACGAAUCGGUGUACGCUGUGACUGAGCACGAAGCUUUGAACUCUCAAGGAACAUUCAUGCUUUUCUUCGAGUACAACGAUAAUGAAACGGAGUCGCUCCAGGAACUCACAGAGUCGGAUCUCGAGAUGGAAAGGGAGGUUUCAGACUCGAAUAACAGCCGCAAUUUGCAGCCAUCCGGACCUAGUUUCCGCGCCGAAGACGAAGACGACGAUUUGUACGAAAACGACAAGUCGGAUUCCCUUGUCGAGGACGAUGUCUCGAUGGAAAGUGGUGUAGUUAAUGCGCCCAGCACAGCAGCCACCGAAGACUUGGAAUACACCAAUGGGGAAGAAAGAGCGUUCCAUAUGUGA